Lodderomyces jiufengensis is the source of this 468-nucleotide messenger RNA. RefSeq lists its product as uncharacterized. NCBI's taxonomy places the organism in Eukaryota, Fungi, Ascomycota, Pichiomycetes, Serinales, Debaryomycetaceae. The coding region runs from base 1 to 468 and encodes 155 amino acids. The transcript has a single exon. The record is from RefSeq and is a predicted model, not a curated record.
AUGUCAGUAUUUAUAAGUUCAAGUAAUGUACCAAUAGGUUAUACAACUCCACAAUUUCCCUCAAUUUUCUGGCCAAUAGGUUCAACAAGACCAUCAUAUUUAAAUUCAUUUUUAUAUUAUUCAUGGGAUAUUUGGAGAUUUACAGUAUAUUGGUCAUUAAUAUUAUCUGGUUCUUUAUAUUUUUGUGUUGGUUCAUUAGCUAUGUUAAGUUCAAUUUUAAAUAAUUAUAGACAUAAAAUACCAAUAAAUAGUUUUAAAAUUAUAACUUUUAUUUUUGUAUUUAUGAGUUAUAUAUUUGUUGGAUUAUUGAAAGGUUUUAUUGGUGGGGCUAUUAUUGGGGUUAUAUUGGCUGCGAUAUAUCAAGCUGGUAGUUUGACGAUGAGUUGUUGGAUUCCUUUGACUUGGUCUAUUGCUCAAAUUUUAUAUGAUAUUGCUUCUUCAUAUCUGAUAAGUUCAAUUAUUUUAUAG